This is a messenger RNA of Carica papaya (papaya), 4180 nucleotides long. The record is from RefSeq and is a predicted model, not a curated record. Lineage: Eukaryota; Viridiplantae; Streptophyta; Magnoliopsida; Brassicales; Caricaceae.
CUUGCACGACGUCGUUUCGUCAACUUUAGCUUUUUUAAUCGACUUUAACCUUGUCGAUUUUUACUCUCUAGUUUAUUUCCCUAAUUCCCCUUAUGGCCCCAACCGCAGGGAGUCCAAACUCACGGAAGCCAGAACGGAAAUGGCGAACCGGCUCCAGUCGCCAACCAGCAAAUAUAUCUUCUCGUGCUCGAAUGACGACCAGAUAGCAUGCGCCGCGGCGCGCGCCGUCGCUAUCGUUCUUUAUUUUGUUUCUUCUUCAGUUUGCUUUCGCCUGGAAAGAACUAAACAUUCGUCUCCCUCUCUCAAUCCAUUGAGCCAAAAAAUAGCCUUUGGAUGUGGAAGUUGAACUUCAUCACUGCUUCUGGAGGGUGACAUGAGAGGAUUUUCUUCUUUAGCUUCUAGAGCAACACCUGCACUAAAAAAUCUCUCUCAAGAAUUAUUCAAUCGCGGAAAAUUUAACGCAGAAAACCCGAGAAAUCUCAAAGCUUCGACAUUUCUCAAUCGCAAUCGAACAAGCAGCGUUGAAGCGCAUUCAAUAGGUAAUUUCCAUAAGCUCGAUUUUGUUUCACUAUCGAAGAUUCCCACUUCUGCCAAGAAACAUGUAAAGCUCAUUGAUCACAGUUACUUUUCUCGAAUUUUAUCACGGAAGGACUGGUUUUUGCUGCUAAACCACGAGUUUAAAGCUGGGAGGAUAGGUUUGGAUCCUCGGUUUGUAGUGAGUGUUCUACAAAAUCAAGAAAACGCAUUACACUCAUUGAAAUUUUUUAUCUGGGUUGCCAAUAUCAACGCUUCGAUUGCCCAGAACCAGUCUGUUCGGGGCGUCUUAGCUAAUGCACUUUAUCGGAAGGGUCCUAUUUUACUAUCUGUUGAAGUGCUUCGAGAUGUCAGGAACUCGGGCUGCGUAGUUACGGAGGAUCUGCUCUGCGUUUUGAUUGCUAGCUGGGGCAGGUUGGGAUUGGCUAAGUACUGUAAUGAUUUUUUUGGGCAGAUUUCUUUUUUGGGUAUUAGUCCUAGUACAAGAUUGUAUAAUGCCAUUAUUGAUGCAUUGGUGAAGUCCAAUUCCCUUGAUUUGGCUUAUUUGAAGUUCCAAGAUAUGUCAAGGGAUAAUUGCAAAGCAGAUAGGUUCACUUACAAUAUACUUAUUCAUGGAGUAUGUAGAAUUGGUGUGGUUGAUGAGGCACUUAGGUUAGCGAAACAGAUGGAGGGGUUGGGAUAUAGGCCUAAUGUUUUCACGUAUACAAUGUUAAUCGAUGGGUUUUUCAAUGCGAGGAGGGUCGAUGAAGCAUUUAAGGUAGUAGAGACAAUGGAGGUGAGGAAUGUCAGUCCAAUUGAAGCUACUGUUAGAUCAUUGGUUCAUGGAGUGUUUCGUUGUCUUGCUCCACAUGAGGCAUUGGAGCUUUUUAUAAGAUUCAUGGAAACGAAACCCAUCUUCUGGAGAUUGGCUUGCGAUUCGCUAUUGUAUUGCCUUUCAAAUAAGACCAUGGCAAAGGAGGCAGCUUUCUUCUUAAGGACAAUAAAAGAGAGAGGUCAUUUUCCCGACAGUUCAACAUUUAACAUCACAAUGACUUGCCUGAUAAAGGGAUUGGACCUCGACGAGACAUGUAAAAUAUUGGAUACUUUCAUUGAGCGAGGUGUGAAGCCAAGUUUGGAUAUAUAUCUUUUACUGAUCCAAGCUCUUUACAGAGAUGGAAAAAGUGUGGAGGGGGAUAAGUAUUUGAACCAGAUGGUUAUAGGUGGAACUAUAUCAACCGACUACACUUAUAACAUGGUAAUAGAUUGCUUUUGCAAAGUGAACAUGAUGGACAGGGCGAGAAAGACUUUUAGGGAGAUGCAGAAUAGAGGUGUUGUUCCCAAUCUUGUUACUUUCAAUACCCUAAUUAAUGGCUAUUGCAAGGAAGGAGAGUUAUGUGAGGCACUUAAAAUGUUGGAGUUGCUUCUUGAGUGUGGGUACAAACCCGAUCUAUUCACUUUUGGUUCACUUAUUGACUGCCUUUGCCAGGUAUACUGCAUUGAAGAUGCUUUAGAUUGUCUCACUGAAAUGGUCGAGUGGGGUGUCACUCCAAAUGCUGUCAUAUAUAACAUAUUAAUACGCUCUCUUUGUGUAGUUGGGGAUGUUGGCAGAUCACUGAAACUUUUAAGAAGGAUGAAGGUGAACGGAGUGAGCCCCGAUGUUUUCUCCUUCAAUGCCUUAAUACAAAGUUUUUGUAGAAUGAAAAAGGUCGAGAAAGCAGAGAUGCUUUUUGUCUCCAUGUUGACACUGGGAUUGAAUCCUGACAAUUAUACAUAUUGUGCUCUUAUCAAGGCCUUGUGUGAGUCUGGAAGAAUUGAUGAAGCCAAGAAGUUGUUUUCAUCAAUGGAGCUGAAUGACUGUAUUCCUGAUUCAUAUACAUGCAACCUGAUUGCGAGAUAUCUUGUCCAGGAGGGCCGAUCAAAAGAGGCUGAGAGUAUUCUAGAAAAAUUUAAGCAAAAGUAGCUCCAGAGGGUUUGUUUGCAUACUUUAAGGACCACGAACUGCUGCUCUUUGAAGCUGAAGCAGCUUUAAGGGUCUGUUGUGUACUGGUGGAAUCAAGUCAUAUGGAUGUACAAUGAGACAUUCCUUCGUGCUCUUUUCUGAGUUUGUCAUAUCUCCUAACUGGAGAUAAAUGAAUUUACUCCCGGAACAAUAUGUUAAGAUUCUCUGACAAGGCCAAGCCUUAGGGUCACUGAGGGAGAGCAAUUUGAGUUUGACUUGGCAUUACUUACCACAUAACUUCUCGGUUGAAUCUCACAAGCUUUCUUGUGGGACUUCUAUGUGGGGGAAAAUUUUGUUUUUCGACCUAAAUGGUCUUGGAGCUUUAUGGGAGGUAGUGGACAUGAAGAGGUAAACCUUGAAGAUUUUGGAAAAUCCUUGAGAAGGCACCCUAACCAUUGUGCUUCAUCUGGCUUUUUCUUCAAGACGAUUUUGUGGUAGGAUUGAUUAGUUUGGCUAUUUCCUGUGCAGAAGUUGAUCUUUGGAAUUUCAAGAGGAAAUGAAUUAAUUUGUUUAUACCUUCAAAACUCACUUAACGAUAGUGGCUAUAAUUAUUCCUAUUUGCACUGGCGCAACCGCUUUAUCUUGGGGAUUGGCUCAUGAUUCACCCACAAACACUGCACAACAAACGAAAUAAAUUUUACUUCUACCGUAUUUCUGUACAAGGGUGAGCACACAGCUCUCCUGGCCGGUUACUCCUGUAUGUCAUUUGCUUCCUCGUCCUUGACAAAACCUUUCUUUUUAUGCAAAUAGGAUUAAAAUUUACACUUACUAGUCUUAUUUAAUCCUCUGUUUCCACAGUUUGGUGAUCUAAUAAGAAUAUGCCUUGCUCUAUAAUUCAUGUAGUUUAACUGUCAGUUCAGCAUUGAUGAAAAUUUUUAAACUCUUCAUGAUAGUUUCUUAACACGAAAAAACCUGUGGUUUGGGAAGCAAAACAAGUUUGUUUAAACAUUAAUUAGUAUUAUGUUUAAAAAUUUGGAACUAUGUAUAUUUUCUAAAGUAGGUCUCUUUUGUAUUAUUAUUGUGUGCAAAUGUAUUUUUGUCAUUGUUGAAUUGAAUUGUGUUAUCGUAUUAUGUUAAAAAAUUUUAGUCUUGAUUUGUGGGCAAUAAAACUUUGCUCCAACUUCACUUAAUUAUUAUAUUUCUGUUCUUGGGUUGUUAAGACUAGCUAAAUACCAAUUAAUUUUGACUUGUAACCAAAAUUAGUAAACCAAUUAAUGUUUUAGGUUUGAACUUUUUUUGCACACGAAAUAAAUUCCUUUAGCAAGUAAAAAUAGUAGGUGACUUGCACUUCAACAAACUGCUUUCUCCUUUGUCCUCCCCCAAAAUUGACAUUACCAAGAAAAGGGCAAACAGACAACUUUAUUCCCUUUUCUUGUUAAUUUGCACAAGGGAAAUUGCCUAACCACUAGACACUCAAAAUCUUAUAUCCUCAGGGUUGAUUACAUAAAGGGUCAGUCACUGGAUUGAUAUCACUAAAUUUGAACAAUGAAUAAAACCAUACUAAUAUAUUGCUAUAUAUAACUACUCUAAAUCUUACCUUCUAUUCCACCAAGUUAAAAACUUCUCAAAAAUGGCAGUCUCAGUUACCGGUAAAUUCUGGGUUUUGGCUAUAGCUCUGCUUUGCAUCUCUUUGUUCCAGUCCUAUCAAGGAGAGGCAAAUGAAGAAGA